This is a messenger RNA of Polypterus senegalus (gray bichir), 1919 nucleotides long. It is a transcript of the gene puraa, whose product is annotated as purine-rich element binding protein Aa. The record is from RefSeq and is a predicted model, not a curated record. Lineage: Eukaryota; Metazoa; Chordata; Cladistia; Polypteriformes; Polypteridae. Gene Ontology annotation, cellular component: nucleus. Gene Ontology annotation, biological process: regulation of transcription by RNA polymerase II. The transcript has 2 exons. Gene Ontology annotation, molecular function: purine-rich negative regulatory element binding; DNA-binding transcription factor activity, RNA polymerase II-specific; RNA polymerase II transcription regulatory region sequence-specific DNA binding. Bases 274 to 1131 code for a protein of 285 amino acids.
GUCGUGAUGCCACGACUCGCUGUUUCUUUCCAUCUCCAAGAGCGGAGGAACCUCCAGACUGUGUGCUAGCGGCAGUCUGGGAUCGGGCCUUCUCACAGCUGCAUUACUUCUUCCUUCGUCUGUGCUCGCGUCAACAGAAGCUAGAGCCACUGCUGAACCUGCCUCAGCCUACAAACCGAAAUUCAGCAGGAUCUCGCGAGAACGACGGCGUGGCUGGCUGGCGGUGGGGUUGCAGCAGGCAGGCAGAGGGAGAGAAGGCAGGCAGGCAGCAUCAUGGCGGACAGAGACAGUGGAAGCGAGCAAGGAGGAGCAGCUACGGGCCCGGGCGCCGGUUCCUUACACCCGGGGGCGGGAGGGGUGGGCUCGGCUUCCGGACUGCAGCACGAGACACAGGAGCUUGCUUCCAAGCGGGUCGACAUCCAGAACAAGCGCUUCUAUUUGGACGUGAAGCAGAAUGCAAAGGGCCGCUUCCUGAAGAUUGCCGAGGUCGGGGCCGGGGGCAACAAGAGCCGCCUCACACUCUCCAUGUCAGUAGCCGUGGAGUUUCGCGACUACCUGGGGGACUUUAUCGAGCACUAUGCCCAGCUCGGGCCUAGCAACCCGGACAUGGCCCAGGACGAGCCCAGACGGGCGCUAAAGAGUGAGUUUCUGGUGCGGGAGAACCGAAAAUACUAUAUGGAUCUCAAGGAAAACCAGAGAGGUCGGUUUCUGAGGAUUCGCCAGACCGUAAACCGGGGGCCCGGCUUAGGCUCCACGCAGGGCCAAACUAUCGCCCUCCCUGCACAGGGACUCAUUGAGUUUCGCGACGCCUUGGCAAAGCUGAUCGACGAUUAUGGGGUGGAGGAGGAGCCCGCUGAGUUGCCCGAGGGCACCUCCUUGACUGUGGAUAACAAGCGGUUCUUCUUCGAUGUGGGCUCCAAUAAGUAUGGGGUGUUCAUGAGAGUGAGCGAGGUGAAACCCACCUAUCGCAAUUCCAUCACUGUCCCCUAUAAAGUAUGGGCCAAAUUUGGGAACACUUUCUGUAAAUACUCCGAGGAGAUGAAGAAAAUCCAGGAGAAGCAGAAGGAGAAAAGGGCAUCUGAGCUCCAACAACAGCAAGAAGUCCAUGGGGAUGAUGGGGACGAAGAUUGAUAACUGUAGAAGAGCAAAAAUACAAAAAAUAACAAAAAGAGGAAAAUACAAAAAAUAAACGUUACUGUAAAAAAAGAGAGAAUAAACUGUAACUGUUUAACUCCAAGGGAGCACCACCCACCAAUCCUCCACAAACUGACAGUUAAGACUUGCUAGCACCCAUCGCUGGAUGUUGUCCACUUAUCCACCAUUUAAACAGUAAGCAGCUGCUAAAAACAAAGUAAUAACAUUAUAUAUGAACUGUGUUUCCUACUUGAUUAAAUGAUAAAAACUGAGUGUUUAUUUCCCUAAUUAACCGAGAACUUUUGUACACAUUCAAGCUAUUAUUAAAAAAGUGUUUGCAAUGGUCAGAUAAUAUUGCAGAAAUAUAUGAAAAAUGAGUCCUUUACAUGUGAGCUAACAUUUGACUUUAGCACAAAAAGAUAUUUUAAAACAUAUAAAAAUAAUAUUUUCAUUUUUUUCAUUUUCUUACCAAAUUUCAAACCAUAAGGAGGUUAUUAUAGUAUAUCUGACACCCUCUAUACCUGUGAUUAGAGAUGUGUAUAUAUAUAUAUAUAUAUAUGAGGGCUAGGCAUGCUGUGUGUCUGAGCUUUGUUUAAAUGUUAUGCAGAAGUCUGUAGAGUAAGGUACAUAGGUUAAUUCAUGCAAGGAAAAGUGCUCUCUUUUUAUACAAUAUGCAUUGCAUCUGGUCCUUAAACUUAUUUUAAAAAAAAAAAUCCGGAUAAAAGUACUGGUCAGUGGAACUUCUGUGAACAUGAAGAAAAUUAUUAAAAAGGCAUUUAAAUGAA